Molecule: messenger RNA, 906 nt
Organism: Plasmodium malariae
Lineage: Eukaryota; Apicomplexa; Aconoidasida; Haemosporida; Plasmodiidae
Product: fam-l protein
Exons: 2
Coding region: 1-906 (301 amino acids)
Source: RefSeq, a predicted model, not a curated record
AUGUUAGUAACAGUAUAUAAUAUAAUUCAAAAAAUGUAUAUCAUGAAACAAAACUUUAAGUCAAUCUUAUUUAUUCAAAAUUUUGCGUUCAUUCUUUUAACGUGGAUAUGCCUUCUUAACAAUGAUAUCGGGAUGUUUAGCGGACGUACGAAUGAGAAAUACCAAUUUCGCAGAAAAAUAGAUACGAUAUAUUAUCGAUUACUAGCAAAACAUAAACAGGAUAAUAAUUUAAUUAUUACAGGGUUAAAAGUAGAUACAUCAGAUAAUGAAGUUCAUAAAAGAAAAGAUAUAUCUUAUAAUGAAAAUGAGAAAACAGAACAAAAAAAUUUAUUAAGUAGAUGUUCAUCAAAAAAUGAGGCUGUUAAUAAAAAUGCUAUGAAAAAUAAAUCUUGUAUAUUUGAAACCAAAAAAUAUUCUAAUAUGGAAAAAAAAAUAUUCAAAGAACUUGAUUACGAGAAUUUUCUUAAAAAUAAUAAGACUAUUAGUGAUAAGCUCUACAAAAAAAUAAUGUUUAAAAAAUACGGAUUACGGCUCUGUCUACCAUUAUUAUUGUUUUCGUUAUUAUUAACAUCACUUUUAUUAGAUUUAUUUGUAGGUUGUGGUAUUAUAAAUUGUUUGCGCAUGUUACUACACACAAUUAAUACUGAUUGUUUAUGGAAUUCGUUAAACACAAAAUUAAAUACUAUUUUAAAUGAGAAUUGGGCGAAAACAAUAAAACCGUUUUUUACUGUUAAAAAAUUAGAAGGUGGAGAACUUAAAGACAAGGUCUAUGGAGCAUUUGGUUUAUUUGGUUAUAUAAUAUAUUUCAUACCUUUUAUUAUAAUGGGUGUCACAAUUAUAUCACGGAUUAUUUAUUAUCAUAAAAGUGUUAAAAAAUAUGAAAAAAUUAAGUUUAGGAAAAGGUAA